Molecule: messenger RNA, 948 nt
Organism: Ostrea edulis (European flat oyster)
Lineage: Eukaryota; Metazoa; Mollusca; Bivalvia; Ostreida; Ostreidae
Product: tissue-type plasminogen activator-like
Exons: 6
Coding region: 1-948 (315 amino acids)
Biological process (GO): establishment or maintenance of epithelial cell apical/basal polarity; heterophilic cell-cell adhesion
Cellular component (GO): protein-containing complex; plasma membrane
Molecular function (GO): calcium ion binding
Source: RefSeq, a predicted model, not a curated record
AUGAUUAUAAAAGAGCUAGAACCAGAACAAAGAGAAGCAAAGACAAAUCAUCUACAGAUACCUCCAUGUAUCAUGACGCUCAUGCUGCUAAUUGUAUGUAACCAUGGAAACUCACAAAAACAACAGGAAGUUCUUCACGAGUUGCACGACCUCCUACACGGUGACGACGGACGGUAUGUUCGCAAUCAGUUAAGAGACAUAUCAUGGCAGAUUCUGGGAAUCUGUCAACAGAUCUGUGGAGACCACCAGGGAGCUCUCCUGUCUUAUCAGAAAUCACUCCGACAAGAGCCAUUCCAUGAGAUACAGGAGGCCACUAAAACGAGAAUACAAGACGCUCGCAGACAAGAACCUCACCCAGAAAAGUGCGGUACCGAUCACUGUGCUUCUUCUCCUUGUAAACAUGAGGGGACUUGUACAUCCGGCUCUACAACGUUUUCAUGUCAGUGUGCACAUGGUUUUAUCGGACCCACGUGUGAAGACACUGAUCACUGUGCCUCGUCUCCAUGUAAAUAUAACGGAACGUGUACAUCCGGCCUAACAACUUUCUCAUGUCAGUGUUCAGAUGGCUUUAUCGGAGAUAAGUGUGAAAACACCGAUCACUGUGCCUCUUCUCCGUGUAAAUAUAACGGAACAUGCACUUCCGGUCCAACAACGUUCUCAUGUCAGUGUGAAGAUGGCUUUAUCGGAGAGACAUGUGAAGGAAGCCCCCCUGCGGAAUGCCUGACUGACUCGGACCCCAAAGGACAACUUUACACUGGAACACAGAAUGUUACAAUCCCGGGAGACGUGUGUCUGAGAUGGGACAGUCCGUUGCCAGAUGUUCACCUGUUUCCUAAUCUUCUUGACCAAGCUAAUUACUGUCGAAAUCCAGACAAUGAAUCCGGCCCCUGGUGUUUCAUAUUGAACCCGGAAGCUACUUGGGCUCUGUGUGAUAUUCCUUCUUGUUAA